Molecule: messenger RNA, 240 nt
Organism: Triticum aestivum (bread wheat)
Lineage: Eukaryota; Viridiplantae; Streptophyta; Magnoliopsida; Poales; Poaceae
Product: defensin-like protein 10
Exons: 2
Coding region: 1-240 (79 amino acids)
Source: RefSeq, a predicted model, not a curated record
AUGGAGGCUCCCAAGGUCAAGAUGCCAGACUUGUGCUUGCUCUUGCUCAUGGCACUCAUGUUGCUUCCUGGGUCCGAAGAUCAUACCUGCGCGACGGUCAGCCAGACCUACAUUACUCUCUUAUGUGUGCGUGAUACGUGCGUCAAGAACUGCCACAGCGAGGGCUACACAGGAGGGAAGUGCGUGAUCACCUCCUUGGAACCUCCGAUGUUAGUCUGCUUCUGCAUGAAACCCUGCUGA